This is a messenger RNA of Aedes aegypti (yellow fever mosquito), 1376 nucleotides long. Its product is annotated as fibrillin-1-like. The transcript is spliced from 5 exons. The record is from RefSeq and is a predicted model, not a curated record. Gene Ontology annotation, molecular function: calcium ion binding. NCBI's taxonomy places the organism in Eukaryota, Metazoa, Arthropoda, Insecta, Diptera, Culicidae. The coding region runs from base 624 to 1283 and encodes 219 amino acids.
CGACUCUUCAGUUUCUUCGCGGCACCUCAACGAGAUAGGCGUACCUGUGAGGAGCGCUUUCGCGGUUCGAUAGUUAAGAUUUUUUUUACUGUGUGCCUUUCUUCCAAAGCUGCCAGAGUUCAAACCCCGACCGAGGUGGAAAGAUCUUUUGCUUCGCGUUGCCGUCGCGCGGAACUUGUCUGUGUUUUCUGGCUGGUGUAACUUUAAAAUUGUGCAGUUUUUCGGAUCGGAUCACACUCCGCUGGAAAGAAGGCUUCGAAAGUGCUUCCAAUGUGUGUUCAACUCGCUAAAUUGGGAGUCUAGGCAUAGCUAACUGCUGCCGUAUUGUGCGACGUUGACGCUGUGCUGACUUCAACGGCGCCUGUCUCCAACUCUCCUAGUAGUUGGGUGUGUUUGUGUUGAAAAAAUAUAGUAGUUAAGAAAUAUUGUGCUACGAGAAAUAUGGAAGGCUGUAUGCAGAAGGCCCCUUCCCAGAUGGUGCUACUUUAAGGCAUUUUGUGCAGUGCGAAAAUGUUUAUGAAAUGUCAAACCAUCAGAAGUGUAUCGAAAAGUGACAAAACGUGGUGAGAGGUCGAGAUCGAGAGCGAUUGGCGAAUUGUGUGUCGAACAUCGCGGGGCUGCAGAUGGCCGUUGAUCGAUGGAGUGAAGCAGUGGGACGAAACAGAAGAAAAUUUGCAAAAAUGAAAAUAUUUUUGCCAUUAGUGGUGUGGAUAGUGCUGUUAUUUCGGACGACGAGUGCCCAGUACUCGGCGUCCCGGAAGAACGUCGGCAUAUUCGGACUGAAGCACGAGGUGUUUUUUCUGAACCUCGAGGAUGGCUACUUCGGGUGCCAGGUCAACGAAUCCACAGACUAUCUGCAGCUGUACGAGCUGUCCAAACUGUGUGAUGGCACAUCGGAUUGCUACAUGGGCUCCGAUGAGCUUAGAAAUAAGUUAAAAUGUACAAAUGAUUGUGAUAAAGAUGGCACGGCGUGCUCGAACGGAGUGUGCCUAGAAGGCCUUUGCCAUUGUAAUGAUGGCUUUGGAGGUUGCAAUUGUCAAGUUCCAGACGAAAACGAGUGUAAAUAUCGACCUUGUGACGUUUUCGCGCACUGUACAAAUACUUUAGGUAGCUUUACUUGCACGUGUUUUCCUGGCUAUCGGGGCGACGGAUUCCAUUGCGAGGGUAAGUACUCAUUUAAUUUGAAUAGCUUUUUUAUGCAAACUGUUUCGUCGAAUUGGAGAGAGCUAAUCAGCAACAGUUAUGAUGACCUCUCGGUGAUUACAAUGAACUUGCGAAAUUGACCAAUGCACGAGUUCAUUAUUUGACGUUUAAGCGGUGCCCUGCUAUUUAUGUAGCCAUGGAAACCAGUGAAUUUGGCACCGCUCAAAAGUCAA